Messenger RNA from Mercenaria mercenaria, 2729 nucleotides. RefSeq lists its product as uncharacterized. The coding region runs from base 9 to 1607 and encodes 532 amino acids. The record is from RefSeq and is a predicted model, not a curated record. NCBI's taxonomy places the organism in Eukaryota, Metazoa, Mollusca, Bivalvia, Venerida, Veneridae. The transcript is spliced from 7 exons.
UUGCCUAGAUGGAGGAUGGUCAAACUGGGGGGAUUGGAGUACGUGUAGUGACAGUUGUGGAGGAGGAAUCAAAUCAAGAAAUCGGUCCUGUUCAAAUCCAACACCAUCUACGAAUGGGAAACAGUGUAUGGGAAACUUCGAGCAAAUUGGUCAAUGUAAUAAACAAUUGUGCCCUGGAAUUGAUGGAGAGUGGUCAAACUGGGGAAUAUGGAGUACUUGUAGUGACAGUUGUGGAGGAGGAAUUAAAUCAAGAAAUCGAUCCUGUUCAAAUCCAACACCAUCUACGAACGGGAAACAGUGUAUGGGCAACUUCGAGCAAAUUGGUCAAUGUAAUAAACAAUUGUGUCUUGGAAUUGAUGGAGGAUGGUCAAACUGGGGGGAUUGGAGUACGUGUAGUGACAGUUGUGGAGGAGGAAUCAAAUCAAGAAAUCGAUCCUGUUCAAAUCCAACACCAUCUACGAAUGGGAAACAGUGUAUGGGAAACUUCGAGGAAAUUGGUCAAUGUAAUAAACAAUUGUGUCCUGGAAUUGAUGGAGGAUGGUCAAACUGGGGGGAUUGGAGUACGUGUAGUGACAGUUGUGGAGGAGGAAUCAAAUCAAGAAAUCGGUCCUGUUCAAAUCCAACACCAUCUACGAAUGGGAAACAGUGUAUGGGAAACUUCGAGCAAAUUGGUCAAUGUAAUAAACAAUUGUGUCCUGGAAUUGAUGGAGGAUGGUCAAACUGGGGGGAUUGGAGUACGUGUAGUGACAGUUGUGGAGGAGGAAUCAAAUCAAGAAAUCGGUCCUGUUCAAAUCCAACACCAUCUACGAAUGGGAAACAGUGUAUGGGAAACUUCGAGCAAAUUGGUCAAUGUAAUAAACAAUUGUGUCCUGGAAUUGAUGGAGAGUGGUCAAACUGGGGAAUAUGGAGUACUUGUAGUGACAGUUGUGGAGGAGGAAUUAAAUCAAGAAAUCGGUCCUGUUCAAAUCCAACACCAUCUACGAACGGGAAACAGUGUAUGGGCAACUUCGAGCAAAUUGGUCAAUGUAAUAAACAAUUUUGUCCUGGAAUUGAUGGAGGAUGGUCAAACUGGGGGGAUUGGAGUACGUGUAGUGACAGUUGUGGAGGAGGAAUCAAAUCAAGAAAUCGGUCCUGUUCAAAUCCAACACCAUCUACGAAUGGGAAACAGUGUAUGGGAAACUUCGAGGAAAUUGGUCAAUGUAAUAAACAAUUGUGUCCUGGAACUGGUAAAUAUUUCUGAUAAAAGUGUCUUCAGGUCUGUUUUGUCUGGCCCAAAACUGUGUAAGUUCUUUUUUUUAUUUAUUUUUUUUUCGCAUUGUGCAAAGUCAAUGUGUUCAGUGCGUAAAGGUUUGUCAGUAUUUGGUGUUUAUGUGUUUAGGUUUUCAAAGGAUUUGACAUGCCAUGCUCUUUCUCAUAAUAUUGAAUGCUUCAAGAAGGCUCUCCAGUUUUACUUUACCACUGAUCUUUCUAAGGUGUGCCUUAUUUUGCCGGUACACAUACUCUUGGCUUUUAUGCAUAUUUCAGUUUUUAUACCCUUACAUAGUUGUUGUAUGUACGUAUUUUGUUUUCGUUUAGAUGAGAUCAUUUCUUUGAAAAAUGGCUAUUGAGAUUGGAUUAGUGUCCUUGCUUUGUUUUUCAAAAACAGUGAUAUAAAUAUUGUAUGUGUAGACUUAUAAUUUGAUAACAGUUUAAAAAUUGGAGAACAUUUUGUUUUCGAUAUUUGCUACAAUCAUUUCAAAUACCGUUGUGGAGAAGAACUUAAAAGUUGAAAGUUAUAUUUUUAUUGAUAACCUGCUCAUAAAUUUACGAUUACUGUUAUAUAAACAUGUUUAUGUGUAGAAUUGUAAAUUAAGGUAAAACCUUCAAGAAAGUAAGGACAUAUUUUGUUAUUCAAAUAUAAAUCCAAUGAUCCGGUGUACUUGCGUUGUUUUUCUAAAACAAUCAUAUGAAUAUAAUGUGUAAGUGUAGAAUUAUGAUUCAAGGUAAAACAUACGCCUUAUCCUAAAUCAUCUAAUUCAUUUGGAUAUGUUUUAGGCGACAAACCACUUUAGGAGAUGGUUCUGUCCAGGUGCCCGUCCGUUAUGAAAUUAAGCACAGGGACUUUUUCCGCCAUUAAAACUGUAAAGUCGCCAUAUAAUCUAUAAUUGUGAAGGUUAGACGUUAAACCCAACAAAAAAGAAUCUAGCUUUAGGAGCAAAACAGAAAAAUAAUUGUAUAUUGUGUAACCGGACAAUUAUAGCAGAAUGGUCAGUAAAAGAAUUCAAAAAUAAUACUUUAACAUAAAUUUAGCCAGCUUGUUAAACGCAUUGUCCUCUACUCGGGUAUGGAUCAUUUCCGUUCUUUCAAAAAUUCUAGCAGUACAUUUGGACUUGAAAAAUAAGAGCUGUAUUAUCUUUGUUUCUACUAGAAGUCUUUCAGAAAAUUGUUCAUUUGAACAAAUACUUGUAUAUUAUUAUAAUUUGUCAGAAAUAAUCCCUGUGUAUAGUUAAACUUGUCAUCUAACAACUGGAACUCGAUUUAGAAGUUUUCUUGAAAAAAUAUUCUGCAAUAACAAAUUACUUAUUGAAAAUAUUUGUAUAGAAAGCACAGAUGCAACUGAAUUUUCAACCUACGAUCCUAUUAGUAAGAGCUAAAUAGGAUUUGACUGUUUGUAUGUAUCCAAGUCAGUUUAAAUUAAUAGACGUGAAACUUUCGAAGAUAAAGUUGUGAUAUAAAGCGAUAUAGUUUGA